UGGACCAAAUCCUGCCAAUCGAUAUUCCACCACGUCCCGUAUCCGAUCUCGUGACGUUAUCACCACGAUGGAAACAGAUUCUCCUCCAUCUGAAAGCAUAGAUGAGCUUCGACAAAGACUCAACAACAUGAAAAAAUUGAUGGCGGAUCGUCAAGCUGCCCAAUAUGAAACUGAAGAGAGAAGAAGACCAAAUUCAAGCAUAAUCGAUGGAAGUUUCUUAUCAGUGGUUUUUGGGAUUGCUUUGGUGGUUAUUCUCACGGUCAGUGUUUACGCCUUCUACAAUCUCUACAAUGCAAUAUUAAAGAAAUUCCCAUCCAAGCAUACGGAAUUGUAGAUUUUUGACAAACAACGUCUUUUAAGAUCUUAUUAGAAUUUUCAAGGUGAAGACUUUUAAAACAAUUAUAAUGUACUUAAUAUGAAAACCUAUGCAAUAUCACGUUUCAGGCGGGCCUUGUAUACCGACUGUAUAGAUUUUACACUAUCAUCGUAUUUUAAUAAAACAUACAUUCUUUAUUAAUGCA
Messenger RNA from Onthophagus taurus, 521 nucleotides. RefSeq lists its product as uncharacterized. The record is from RefSeq and is a predicted model, not a curated record. Lineage: Eukaryota; Metazoa; Arthropoda; Insecta; Coleoptera; Scarabaeidae.